This is a messenger RNA of Photinus pyralis (common eastern firefly), 1633 nucleotides long. Its product is annotated as cytochrome P450 9e2-like. NCBI's taxonomy places the organism in Eukaryota, Metazoa, Arthropoda, Insecta, Coleoptera, Lampyridae. Bases 64 to 1551 code for a protein of 495 amino acids. Gene Ontology annotation, molecular function: iron ion binding; oxidoreductase activity, acting on paired donors, with incorporation or reduction of molecular oxygen; heme binding. The transcript has 7 exons. The record is from RefSeq and is a predicted model, not a curated record.
AACCCAGACUGCAUAGCAGGUAAGGCUCAGUUCAGGCUACUCCGCUACGUAACCUCGUUUAAAAUGAUUUUGACGAUUUUAAUUAGUGUAACGAUAAUUCUGUUGUAUCUCAAAAUGCGGCGGACUUAUAAAUAUUGGAAAAAUCUGAAUGUGAUCUACUUGCGCCCUUGGCCGCUGUUUGGAUAUAUGGCACCUAGUGUACUUCGCUUGAAGGCGUUCCCGUUGAUUCUGCAGAAGGUCUACAACGUAUUUCCAGAACAGAGAUACUUUGGAGCUUUCCAAUUCGGCACACCGGUUCUGUUCAUAAGAUGUCCAAAGAUGAUCAAAAAAAUUUUGGGAGAUGAUUUCGAAACGUUCCCAGAUCGCCGGUCAAUAAUGGACGCCGACCUGGACCCAAUAUGGGCUAAAAACUUACACGCUAUGCCAGGCGGGGAUCAGUGGCGCAAUAAGAGGUCGACCCUCAGCUUAGGAUUCGGCGACGAAAAUUUGGAAAAGACGUUCGAGUCGAUGAAGACGUGCGCGAAAAAUUUGGCCUACUUUUUUCUGGAGCGAAACAGCGAGUCGGUUGAACUCGUAGACGCUACGAGCAAAUUUGCGAACGACGUUAUAGCGUCCGCGGUUUUUGGCGUUGCUUGCGAUUCCUUACAGAAUCGCCGCAACGAGUUCUAUUCAAUGUCGAAGCAUAUUACCGAAUUUAAUCUACUGAGGUUAUUCAAAUUAUUUGGCUACUCAGUAAGCCCAAGGCUAAUGAAGUUUUUUAGAUUUAAAAUUAUCGAAGAGCGCACCAGCCGAUUUUACAGUGGGAUCGUUCAGGACAGGUGUUCAAAGGAGGACAACCAUUUAGUUAGCUUCUUCGCGAACAAUGGAAUCGGAAACGACAACAAAGAUCACCUGGACGAAGCAAUUGCGCAAGGAAUUCAUUUCUUCGUGUCGGGUUACGAAACUGUAUCUAUCGGUCUCAGCUUUGUGUUAUACGAACUAGCAAUCAACAACGACAUCCAAUUAAAGCUACGCAAAGAAGUAGACAGCCUCAUGGAAGCGUGCAAGGAUGUUUCCUACGCUCAUGUGCUCCACUUGGACUAUCUAGACAUGGUAGUCUCAGAGAGUCUCCGCAAGUGGCCCCCGACCGUAUUAAUCGAUCGAAAGUCUGUCAGAUCGUUCACAAUCGACGCUGAGCAAAUAUGGGACACUACGACAACGUUCAAAGAAAAUACACUGUGCUUAAUACCGAUAUUUGCGAUUCACAGGGAUAAGAAGUAUUAUCCAAACCCGGACGAGUUUGUCCCUGAAAGGUUUAGUUCCACAAAUCGGGACAAUAUUGUUCCAAAUACCUACAUGCCCUUUGGUUUCGGUCCGAGGAAUUGUAUAGGUUCUCAGUUUGCGUUGCUCGAAAUUAAAACCGCCGUCCUUUACUUGGUGCACGAAUUUGAAAUUGUGUGCACUCCAAAAACUAAGCACCCUGUCAAACUGAGCCGGACUGGAUUUCAGCUGUCACCUGCGGGUGGUCUUUGGGUAGGGCUGAAAGCUCGAAGAACGCCCGAAACGCUGUAAUAAUGAUAAUGUUAAUAGAUAAACGUGUAGUGUAAUUUUGUAUGUAUGAAGAAUGAAUUCAUUAGAGUGUGUUGGUGUUGAA